UACAUGCUAGUUUUGAAUAUUUCUUCAUUCAUUCAUACUGUGCUUCAUAUCUCGUCCAAUCUCGCAUCACACAUCCAACAACUAGUCCAUACAAGAACGGCAUGGAUAUUACCACAGUACUUGCAAGUCCCCAAAUUCAAGAUUUACCUGAACCAAGACUUUUGACCACUCAUGAAGCUUCACUAUCAUUGAACCUAUCAACACGACUCUCCCCUCUAUCAUCCAGAAUACCACCGCCCUUGACACUCCUGCAUCAUCUAUACCUUCAUCUGCACAUCAACCCUUCUCACGCGUACACUCGCCACAUCGAACAUAACCCUCAAAACCACCCCCACCGCCAUGGAACCAAUUCCACAACCCGAAAGAGUUUUCACAACACCAAGACCAAUUAUCACCACCUCCCUGCAUCGUACCUGCCGGAGAUCUAUUCCACUGCCACUCCAGCGGACAUUCUCCGCCGACUCCCCACCCACGCUCCUGAUCACGAGCCCCCUCAACUCCGCCUCACCCGUCCAUUCAUUCCCUCCCCCAUAAACUCCCCAAUUGGAUUUGAUUCCAACCCAACGCAAUCUCACCUCACCUCACCUCAGAAACCAAACCAACCAACCAACCAACCGGCCGCAGCAGCAGCAGCAGCAGAGCAUUACGCACCCCAGCUUGCCCUGCAUACAUACCUAGGUACCUAUGCAUCGAUCACGGAGUCUCAAGUCCGGCCACUCUCUCAAAGCUGGGAAUCCUCCCUCCCUAUGUUUCGAAUGCACUACUGUGGGGGGUAGGCAGGCAGGCACCGAUCCCAUCCUAUCUGAAAACCGCAUGCAUGCAUAUGUCUCAUUCGCCUUCACCCCAGAUCCAACACUCCAAUCCAAUACCUACGAAUAGAAGCCUUGCCUCACUCAGUUCGCGAUUUACUGCAUCUGCCU
Messenger RNA from Mollisia scopiformis, 920 nucleotides. RefSeq lists its product as uncharacterized. Lineage: Eukaryota; Fungi; Ascomycota; Leotiomycetes; Helotiales; Mollisiaceae. The transcript has a single exon. The coding region runs from base 102 to 776 and encodes 224 amino acids. The record is from RefSeq and is a predicted model, not a curated record.